AUGCCCGACGACGACCAGCCCCCGCCAGGCGGUGGCAACCAUGAUGCUUUCUACGUCCUGCUCCCCCUUCUUAUCGUGCUCUCUACUUUCCUCUUCCUCCUCCUCAUAUUCCUGGUAUGCAUUAUCCUCCUCCGCCGCAAGCGCGGCAUCAUGCUGCGCGACAGCGAUGGCCCCAUCGACAUGAGCCGCGAAGACCUUAUCGAAGGAGAGGGCGGCUUCGAGGGCGUGGAGUCUCGCUGGCUGGAGACUGUAUCUGAGGGCGAGCGCAGAGCAUAUGCGCGUGCCAAGGAUUACCAGCUUCAGUAUGCGCCAAACUCACUUCCCACCGAUAUCACCUUGUCGCAGUUCCUAUCUAUCCAGGAGAAGGGUGUGUCGGCGUGGUCGUUCGAGCCGGACUUCGAGGCAUUCAACUCCAUGCUGGUGCACGCGCGCACGGAGAUCACGUUCCUCCCAGACCCCUCCUCUGCCACUUCGGUGCAGUCCAAUCUGCCAUUGCCGAAGCUCAACGAGGUAUAUUACUGGGAGGUCAAGAUGUUCGACCUCCCUGAGACGACGAACGUUGCCGUGGGUCUCGCGACCAAGCCGUACCCAUGGUUCCGGCUCCCCGGCUUAUGCCGCUACUCCGUGGCUUACCAUUCUAACGGCGACAAGUCUCACAACUACCCAUUCACUGCUCAGUCAUGCGGCAUGCCACUCAAGGAGGGUGACGUCCUCGGAGUUGGGUACCGACCUCGCACGGGUACGGUAUUCUUCACAAAGAACGGCCGCAAGAUGGAGGACGCGUAUAUGGGCCUCAACAACUGGAAUCUGUUCCCCACUGUUGGCGCAGAUGGCCCAUGCAGCGUACACGUAAACCUGGGACAAUCCGGCUUCGUCUUCAUCGAGGCGAACGUGAAGAAGUGGGGCUUGGCGCCUAGUGUCGGGACGCUGGCACCGCCGCCUCCCUACGGCAGCGAGCGCGGAAGUCUACUCCUGGCUGCUGGUGGUGAUAUUAUGCCCAUACAGAGUGGCUUUGUGUCGCCUCAAAGUCCGCCUCCUGGCUCUUCGCGUUCGCGACGCUCGCACCGUUCUCGUCGACCAAGGAGUACGCUUGGCAUUGCCACACCUGUCGGGUCUUCAUCGCUACGGACUAGCCCAAUAGCUUCUCCCACUCCUCCAGAGACACCUCCACCGCCCAUCACGCCGAUCGAAGAAGAGAUCGAUACUGGUGCCGAGGGUGCUGCCUCGACAUCGCGGAGGUACAUAUCGCCCACUGACCUGCCCUUCCACGAGCCUCCUAACGCUAACUUACCUCCCUCCCCGACACGAAGUGCGAACCCCGAGUCUGGCGCCGCCGAAGGCGAAGGCGAAGGCGAGUGGUCGUCCGGGUCCGACACCUCGCCGACGUCGCGGUCGCCCUCGCGAGCAGGUGCGAACCAAUUCAACGUCCCUCGUCCCCAGCCGUUCAGCCUCACUCAUCCGCGCACGGGCUCCCGCUCGUCGACCACAGGUUCAGAGCUCGCGAUCCACGUCCACCCGCCGCCCGACUCACCGCUUGGCCCCGAGCCCCCCACCCCGGACCCCCAGCGCGAUAUCCGUCUGCAGGCCCUGGCAUUCUCUAGCUCGUCAGUGGCUGGCUCGUCACGGAAUUCUGUCAUUCCAGAUCGUCCACCGCCCGCGUACUCGCCUCUGGACGCGUAUGCAUACUCGGAGGGCGUCCAUAUCGACCUGCCCGCCGAGAUGAUCGCUGCUGCCUUGGAGCGGGGGACCAUCCCUGCGAACAUGAUCGGCAGCCUGAGCUCAUCCCGCUCCGAGCGGCAUCGGAGUAGACGAGAGAGACGGUGA
Molecule: messenger RNA, 1824 nt
Organism: Rhodofomes roseus
Lineage: Eukaryota; Fungi; Basidiomycota; Agaricomycetes; Polyporales; Fomitopsidaceae
Product: SPRY-domain-containing protein
Exons: 2
Coding region: 1-1824 (607 amino acids)
Molecular function (GO): protein binding
Source: RefSeq, a predicted model, not a curated record